AUGAAGGACACGGCGGCCGGGGCGGGCGGCACGGCGGCCGGGCGGGCGGCACCUCCGGGGGCGGGCGGCACGGCGGCCGGGGCGGGCAGCUCGCCGUGCGGGUGGUGCGGCCGCGGCGGGGGCGGGGGCGGGAGCGACGGCCGGUGCGGGGGCCGACGGCCGGCACGAGGUGAUGCCCCGCACGCCGCCGCUCGCGCCGACGGCGGCGACGUGCGGGUGGGCGGCCGGUGCGGGGGUGGGGGGCGGGAGCGACGGGCGCCGGGGCGGGCGGCGGGCCGGGGCGGGCGGCGGGGCGGGCGGCGCGGCCACGGCGGCGGGGCGGGCGGCGCGGCCACGGGCGGCGGGGCGGGCGGCGCGGCCACGGGCGGCACGGGCGGGGCGGGGGAGGCGUCCAUGGCGGCGGCGGCCGGUGCGCGGGAGGAGGCCGGGGCGGGAGGAGGCCGGGCGGAGGCGGGGCCGGGGCGGAGGAGGCGGGGCCGGGGCGGAGGAGGGGCGAGGCGGAGGCGGGGCGGAGGAGGGGCGGGAAGGAGGCGGGGCGGAGGAGGGGCGGGCGGAGGCGGGGCGGAGGAGGGGCGGGAGGAGGCCGGGGCGGGAGGAGGGGCGGGAGGAGGUGAGGCCGGGGCGGAGGAGGCGGGGCGGGGGGCGGAGGAGGCCGGCCGCGGCGGGGGCGGGGGCGGAGGAGGGCCGGCCGCGGCGGGGCAGGGCCGGCGGCGGAGGAGGCGGGCCGCGGCGGGGCGGGCCGGCGGCGGCGGCGGCGGGAUCGGGGGAGGGAGGAAGAGGGAGGAAGAGGGAGCUGAAAUGUCCCUCCCGCGCGUGUACGAGGCGUUCCCAGGUCGGGGACGGGUUGGAUUGCCCAACCCUCGUUUCUACAGGCCAAGAAGGGAUUCCCAGGUCCGACCUGGGAAUUUUUUUACAGUUUUACAGUUUUAG
This is a messenger RNA of Lolium perenne, 930 nucleotides long. Lineage: Eukaryota; Viridiplantae; Streptophyta; Magnoliopsida; Poales; Poaceae. The record is from RefSeq and is a predicted model, not a curated record.